Molecule: messenger RNA, 3297 nt
Organism: Plasmodium gonderi
Lineage: Eukaryota; Apicomplexa; Aconoidasida; Haemosporida; Plasmodiidae
Exons: 2
Coding region: 1-3297 (1098 amino acids)
Source: RefSeq, a predicted model, not a curated record
AUGAUGAACUCUUGCAACGGAAUCUUGGAUAUGGAAAAAAUGAAAAAUGAAGUAUUGAAAAAUGGUUUUUUAAAUAAUGAAAAUAAUCCGAGUUAUGAUAAUAAUACAAACAAGAAUAAGAGAAAGAGAAAUAAAAAAAACAAUAAUAAUUUUGUAAAUCUACGAGAUUGGACAAAUAAAGUUCAAAAGAGAUAUGCAAAUAAAUUGAGAAAAACAGAACAAGAAAAGAAAUCAGAAACAAAUUUUAAUUUAUUAAAUGGAGCAGACAAUAAUUAUCUUUCGUCUUGCUCAUCGUCUUUUAAAUCUAGAGAAAGUCUAGGUAGAAAAAUUAACUUCUCCUCAGAUGAAUCUAAUUACGAUUCUGACAUUGAACAAAGAAUAAGAAAAUUUUUAAAAUUAGAACAUAAUAGUAAUUCUAAAAAGAAAAAAAAAAAAAAAAAAAAAAAAGAUAACCCGGAUGUAGAAAGUCAAUAUGAUGUUGUAAACAAUUCUAUAAAUAAAAUGGAAGGAAUUUCCAUUGAAGCUGAUCAUAUGUUAGAUGAUGAUGAUAAUAAUAAUAAUCCCCACUGCAUUAAAGACUCUGGUAGGGAAAAACGAGAAACAAACGAAAUGCAAGACGACCACGCACAGAUGAUUAACGAAGAUAUGCGUAAUGAUAAUGAAAUGGUUAACAAUAACAAGGAAAAAAAUAAAAACAGGGAUUUUAAAAAUUUUAAAAAUUCAAAAGAUGGAAAAAAUUCAAAGGACGAUCAAAAUUCAAAGGACGAUCAAAAUUCAAAGGACGAUCAAAAUUCAAAGGACGAUCAAAAUUCAAAGGACGAUCAAAAUUCUAAGGACGAUCAAAAUUCAAAGGACGAUAAAAAUCCAAAGGAUGACAAAAAUUCCAAGGACGAUAAAAAUUCUAAGCAUGUGAAAAAUUCGAAGGAUUCUAGAAAAAACCGAAACAACAGUAGCAUCAAAUUAUUAAACGAAGAUAACUCAUGUAAAUCAACCAAGGAAGAUGCUGUAAUAAAUGGGAAUGUCAAGCUGGAAAAUAAACGGACAGACAAAAAUCAAGUCACGAUUAACGAUGAUCAGGGGCGACAUUGUAACAAUAAUCAAUCACGCGAACGUAAGAAUAGAAAUCGAACUGAUAGAAAUCAAAGUAACUCAGAAAAUAUUAGUAACAAUGACCUAUUGAAAGAUGUUAAUAAUAAAGGUACUAAUGAUGAUGAUCAUGAGGAGUCAAAUGUGGUAGAAAAUUACCCAAGUGAGAAAGAGAAUGGUGCAUCUGUUCUUGUAAGCAAUAUGCCAAAUGAGGACCGGGAAGAAGAAGAUGAAUAUGAUGAAGAAGAGGAAGGAGAGAAAGAGGAUGAGGAUGAGGAAGAAGAGGAAGAGGGAGAGGACGAGGAGGAAGAAGGAGAAGAAGAGGGAGAUCAAUCGGAAGAAAACGAAACAGAUAAUAAUGUGAAGGAGGAUAAUGUGGAAGAAAAAGAAGGAAAAAAUAAUGUGCAGGAGGACGGGGAUAGUAAAACACUUCCCACACGUGUACCCGAUUCAAAAAAUGAAAAACGGCCGAAGGAAGAAACAAAUAAAAAUAACAAAAAAGAUGGAAUCAAGAAGGAAGAACAAUCGAUAAAUAAAUUAGAUGAAAAGCAAAAGAAUAACAAAAAAAAAAAAGAAAAUUUAUCGAAAUCACAAAAUGAUAGGGAUAUAAAAAAUGACUCAAAUGAAAUGGAUGAUAAUUUGGGAAAAAGGAAACAUAGCAAAAAUAAUUCAGGAAAUUAUGAUAAAAAUAAUGUAAAGGAUAAAGAAUCAAAGGGGUCAAAAAAAUCGAAUAGUUAUAACGGAAAGGAAGAAUCCAUAAAGGAAAGAGAUAAACAAAACACUCAUGACAAAAAGGAGCAAUCAUCUUCUCUUGUAGAAAAUGAUUCAUACAAUAAGAACAAACAUCGAUCAGAAAAAGUUCCAGGGGAAAAUAGAAAAAAAUAUAAUUUGCACGAUACUGCAAGAAACAAUACUCCACAUAAUGGAGCACCAAACCACGAUGGAGAAAGUGAUAAUAGGAAUAAGGAUGAUAUCGAAAGGAAGGAGAAAGGAAACAAAUCGACGGAAAUGGAAAGAGAAAGCGAAAAUGAAAGAAACAGAAGGAGAAACAAGGAACGAGAGAAAAGCAGAGAAAGGCAGAGAAAAUCAGAGAAACUUAGAGAGAGAGGCAAGGAAAAGGAUAAACAAGGAGAACUUGAUAGAGAUCGAAAGGUUUUAAGAGAUAGAGAAAAAGAGCGAGAAAGGGAACGAGAAAAGGAGAAAGAAAAGGAACGUGAAAGGGAACGAGAAAAGGAACGGGAAAGGGAACGAGAAAAGGAACGAGAAAAGGAGAGGGAAAAGGAACGAGAAAAGGAACGAGAAAAGGAGAGGGAAAAGGAACGAGAAAAAGAGCGAGAAAAAGAGCGAGAAAAGGAUAGGGAAAAGGAGAGAGAAAAAGAAAGAGAAAAGGAACGAGAAAAAGAGCGAGAAAAAGAGCGAGAAAAGGAACGAGAAAAGGAACGAGAAAAAGAUAGGGAAAAGGAACGAGAAAAGGAGCGAGAGAGAGAUAAGGAAAGGGAACGAGAAAAGGAGCGAGAGAAAGAUCGAAAUAGAGAACCUGAGCGAGGAAGAAACAGAGAAACUGAACGAGAUCGAAACAGGGAUCCUGAACGAGAUCGAAACAGGGAUCCAGAACGAGAUCGAAACAGGGAUCCAGAACGAGAUCGAAACAGGGAUCCAGAACGAGAUCGAAACAGGGAUCCAGAACGAGAUCGAAACAGGGAUCCAGAACGAGAUCGAAACAGGGAUCCAGAACGAGAUCGAAACAGGGAUCCUGAACGAGAUCGAAACAGGGAUCCUGAACGAUAUCGAAAUAGGGAUCCUGAUAGAGAUCGAAAUAGGGAUCUUGAACGAUAUCGAAACAAAGAAAGAGAGAAGGAAAAGCUAACUGAAAAUGACAAAAGCACUCCUAAAAAUCUGAAGGGAAAUUAUUCAUCACAGGAUAUUUUGAAAAAGAAAUAUAAUGGAAUUGAAUCAAACACCAGUAGAAAAAGACCACAUACAAACGAUAACGAAAACAAUAGUAAUCGUGCCUCUAAAAAAAUUCAUGAAGAAAAUAGUCACCAUUACCAUCAGGAGAACAUGGAGAGAGAACGCUAUGUUUACAAUUCGGUUGAUACGCAUUCAAGAAAAUAUUAUAUACAAACGAAUAAAACUAAUGAUAAUGAUAAUUGGGAGAAGAAAAUGUCAAAGCUUAAAGAAAAGUUAAUAAAGAAAAAUAUAAACAGGUGA